AUGUCUCACUGCCUAGGUAGAAAAAAUUAUACCUACUCAAUAGCCUCCAGAGGCGAGUCCUCACCUUCCGAGUCAUUUGGCAUCUCGUACACACCAUACAGGUCCGACCAAAACUGCAAGUCUCAGCAAGAUGUCGACGAUGAUAUCCAGAGACUGGCAGGUUACUAUUCCUUUGUCCGAGUCUACGGCACAGACUGUGACCAAGUUCCUCUGCUGUACUCUGCAGCCAAGAAGCAUGACAUGAAGCUCUUCUUGGGUAUAUGGAACCCGUCCUCUGUUGAAGAUGAAGCCAACAAGAUAAUUUCUGGGGUCGACGGUGACUGGGACAUGGUGCACACAGUCAGUGUUGGAAACGAGCGAGUCAACAACGGCGAGGCAUCUCCGCAGGAUCUGAUUUGGUCGAUGAGCAAGGCGCGGUCGAUUCUCCGAGAAGCGGGCUACGAUGGCCCCGUGGUCAUAGUAGAUACCUUCACGGCGGUUCUAGCCCAUCCCGAGCUGUGUGACGAGUCGGACUACUGUGCUAUCAAUGCACAUGCCUUUUUUGACGGCACGAUUGCUGCGUCGCAAUCUGGGGAAUGGUUGAAAGACACCGUAUCCAAGAUUCAAUCUAGGAUUGCCGCAGACAAGAAGGUCGUGGUUGCCGAAACUGGUUGGCCAAUGCAGGGUGGCACGAAUGGACUCGCAGUUCCCGGUUUGGAUAAUCAGAAAGUGGCCUUAGAUGCCAUCAGGGAAGAAUUUGUUGAUCGUCCACAAGACGUCAUUCUAUUCUCUGCUUUCAAUGACUUGUGGAAACAGAAGAAUUCGGCAACUUUUGAGGCGGAUCCGUUUUGGGGUAUCGGCGGCGCGGUUUCCUCAUGCGAUGAGUAG
Metarhizium brunneum ARSEF 3297 is the source of this 867-nucleotide messenger RNA. Lineage: Eukaryota; Fungi; Ascomycota; Sordariomycetes; Hypocreales; Clavicipitaceae. The record is from RefSeq and is a predicted model, not a curated record.